UAUGUGACAAGUGAUCAGUUUGAAGAGUUAGUGAGUCAAUUUAAAAACAACAAACUGUAUACGACACCAGUGGCUAUGUCGGCUUCGCCAUGUUUUAGGAACGUAAAUACAAUAAGAGGCGCUUGUCUCGACAGCGGUCCUAUAGGCCUUCUACACCUGGAUGAGACAGUUGUAGAAGCUAGCAGUGAAAACAUAAAAUCAUCAUCAUUUUUAUACCAGAGCAACGAUUGCGAGCAAAAAACGUGUGCAAAAUCAAACACACAAAGCCCGGUGGCAGGUAGCGAUAAGAUAGAUGCAACUAGUAUACAGGUUGCGGGGCGCGAAACCGGUUCAUCGAGUUCGACGACCGCUCAUAAGUUGAGCGACCGAGAUUGUGAUAACGUUAUGAAUUCAAGUAAACAAAUAAACACUUGCAAUAUAACUAUAGCCGAGGUGGUGAAAACGAAACCGAUAAUGCCUUCAAGUCCGCCUUCUAUGCCUAAGAGUGAUGAUACUUGGCAUAUUGUUGGCAAAAAGAAAAAUAUAAGGAAAAAUAGAUCUAAACCACAAUUUAGGCCUAAGAUAGGAUCGGGAAGCGAUUUGGAUUGCAAGUUUAAAGCAGCGGAGCCGAAAGUCCCGAUAUUCAUAACAAAAGUACAUAAGGACACCAAAGAGUCGGACAUUUGUGAGCAUAUUUAUUCGAAAACUAAGGAAAGAGUGCUUUUAGAAAAACUCGACAUAAAGAGAAAGGAUGAUCACAAUGCUUAUAAAUUCUUUGUAAGUAAAGAAAUGUUGCCGCGGUUUCUGGAUACGGAAAUAUGGCCUAAGGGCAUUGUUUUCAAGCGGUUUGCUCACUAUAAGCAGCGUAUUUCAAAUAACGCUGUCAAUGGCAUUAAUGAUCGUGUUGUUAAUGAAUAGAGAGGACACAUGUAAAGUAGUCAGUUUUAAUUGCAAAAACGUUAAGCGUUCCGUUGAUAGCAUACGUGAAUUAUGCCGUUCCUGUCACAUAAUUGCCCUACAGGAGACAUGGUUGCUGCCGGAUGAACUUUCUUUCCUAGAUGGUAUCGAUGCCAAUUUUAAGGGUAUGGGGACUUCUGCCGUUGACACUUCGUCUGGAAUGUUGCGAGGUAGGCCGUACGGCGGUGUUGCGCUUCUUUGGAAAAAGGGAGCUUUUCAACAGGUGUCAGUAAUCAAAAGUGAUAAUCCAAGAAUCUGUGCCAUUAAAAUUUUUUCGAAUAAUAGGUCCUUUCUAGUGAUUAGUGUGUACAUGCCCACGGAUAAAUCGGAAAACUUACCGGAAUUUACGGACUGCCUCGCGACGGUAAGUGCAAUAAUUACGAGUGAGAACAUUGAAUCGAUCUAUAUACUCGGGGAUUUUAAUGCACAUCCGGGUGAGCCCUUUUACUCCGAAUUGGUGUCGUUUUGCGACGAGGUGAAAUGGGUAUGCGCGGACGUUGAGAGGCUGGGCGUACAGUCGGGAUCGUAUACGUUCGUCAGUGAGGCUCACGGUUCACGGCGUUGGCUGGAUCAUUGUUUGGUAUCUAAUGCCACGUUAGAUACUAUUACGAAUGUUUAUGUUAAGCUUGAUGUGAUGUGGUCCGAUCAUUACCCGCUCAUAAUUGAAUGCAAUUUUACAGUACUGAACAUAAAGUCUUGUUAUAAAAAUGUAUUAAAUAAGGUAAUCUGGGGAAACAGAAAUGCGAAACAGAUAGAAAUGUAUAAGAAUGAAUGUCACGAGCGCUUAGGUUCUAUAGACUUACCGGGUCAUUUAUGUGAAUGUUAUAUGUCGCAUAAAGUAUGUUGUAUAGCUGAGCAUAAAACUGUUAUUGACAAACUUUAUAAGGAUGUAAUAGAAGCCCUCAAAUGUUCGGCUAUCAUUAGCAACUCUACGCAGGCACGUAGAAAAAACAAAAUAGUCGCAGGCUGGAAUAGGUACGUCAGCAAAGCUCACGGGGAGGCCAGGCGUAGUUAUCAAGCAUGGGUGUGGUAUAAUCGGCCUAUUUCGGGUCCAGUAUAUGAUGCAAUGAUUGAGAGCAGAAGGGUAUUUAAAUCGCGCCUAAAAUGGUGUCAGAAGAACGAGGAGCAAAUUAAAUUUGAUAAAAUGGCAUCAUUACAUUCCAAUAAAGAUUUUAAGCAGUUUUGGAAAUGUACAAAUAGCAUGAGUACUAAACCUGGUCUUCCCGCGAGUAUCGAUGGCGUCAGUGAUCCCAAACAAAUAGCAGACUUAUUUAAACAACUGUUUUUAGUUAAAUCACCGUUGGGACCGUCACGUUCGGAGGUCGAGGCUGAGACCAUGAGUGAGCCUAUUAUAAUAGGGACAAAAGUAACCGCUCAAGACGUAGCUAGGGUUAUAAAGAGCAUGUCUAGAGGCAAAUCCCCAGGUCAUGAUGGACUCAGCCUCGAACACCUACAACAUGCUGGCUCGCAUUUACCUCGUGUUCUUGCUUUGCUAUUUACGUUAUGCUUGGGACACUCUUAUUUACCGGCUGAGCUUAUGAAAACAAUAGUUGUGCCGAUUGUGAAAAACAAGACUGGAAACACAUCGGACAAAACUAACUACAGACCAAUUUCGCUUGCCACUAUUGUAGCGAAAGUGCUGGACAGUCUGCUUAACACACAGUUAGAUAAGUACGUACAGCUGCACGAUAACCAGUUCGGUUUUAGGGCCGGAUUAUCAACGGAAAGUGCGAUACUGUGUCUAAAGCAGACUGUCAAGUACUACACCGCCCGAGACACGCCAGUGUAUGCGUGUUUUCUAGAUCUGUCGAGGGCUUUUGACCUAGUCAGCUACGAUAUACUCUGGGACAAAUUGGUGGAUAUGAGGGUCCCUCGGGAGCUCAUAUCCAUUUUUAAAUUCUGGUAUAGAGGGCAGGUCAACAGUGUUCGAUGGGCGGGGGCGCUGUCGGAAUCGUAUAGGUUGGAAUGCGGGGUGAGGCAGGGCGGGUUAACCUCACCGAAGCUUUUCAACUUAUACGUGAACGCACUAAUUGACGAGCUCAGUAGUACGCAUAUCGGAUGUCACGUGGAAGGCAUUAACGUAAACAAUAUUAGCUACGCGGAUGAUAUGGUGCUGCUGAGCGCGUCGCCAUGUGGUCUCUCUAAACUCAUAGCGGUCUGUGAGAGGUAUGCUAUUACGCAUGGGCUCAAGUACAAUGCCGCGAAAAGUGAGUUAAUGGUGUUUGGAGUCAGAGGGAAGUGUUUGCCGACAGUACCAGCCUUAAAGUUGAAUGGGAAUCCCCUGAAGCUGGUCAAUCAGUUUAAAUACUUGGGGCAUAUCAUCACCUCUGACUUCAAGGACGGUGCCGACGUCGAAAGGGAGCGAAGGGCGCUGGCUGUUCGAGCAAACAUGAUUGCCCGCAGGUUUGCUCGUAGCUCAACUGCCGUAAAGGUAACAUUAUUCCGAGCAUUUUGUACCUCAUUUUAUACGAGUAGCCUGUGGGUUAACUACACGCAGAAACAGUACAGCGCGUUGCGAGUGCAAUACAACAAUGCUUUUAGGGUGCUGAUGGGGUUGCCUCGCUACUGCAGCGCAUCGUUAAUGUUUGCGGAGGCGCGCGUGGACAGCUUCUCUGCCAUCAUGCGCAAACGCGCCGCCUCGCUGAUCAGCAGGGUGAGGGCCAGCACCAACAGCAUCCUAGCAAUGUUUGCAAGCAGGUUGGAUGGUGCGUAUCUGAACCACUGCAGUGCGCUCCAUGUAUUCGACAAUAUGUAAUAAUAAUAUUGUAUACUAACACUAGACGUAAGAUAAGUAGGUACUAACAUGGUUAUUUAAUUUUAAUGUAAUCGGAAUAUUGUUAAAUUUUAUUAAUUAACUUAUUUAUUUAUUUAAUUUAUUGUAAUGUAUUAUGUUUGUUUGUUUGUUGUGUGAUCCCAGAUGGUCGAAAUAAAUGAUAAUUUAAUUUAAUUUU
Messenger RNA from Cydia pomonella (codling moth), 3887 nucleotides. RefSeq lists its product as uncharacterized. Bases 866 to 3691 code for a protein of 941 amino acids. The transcript has a single exon. The record is from RefSeq and is a predicted model, not a curated record. Lineage: Eukaryota; Metazoa; Arthropoda; Insecta; Lepidoptera; Tortricidae. Gene Ontology annotation, molecular function: catalytic activity.